ACAUAAACAAAUUAAAUGCAGUGUGCUUCUCGGAGCAAUUAGUACGAUAUACCCAAACUACUAUGUCUUUAGUUACAAUGAAUCGUAAAUGUGAUAGGAAAGAAAGAUUCUUUUCAUUAAACCAUCUGACGGGUUUGGUACAAUGUCUCAUCAAUCAAAAUGUACUGAUCGAUCUACAGAAUGAAACAUCCGUAGCCGGAACCAUAACGAACGUCGAUGGUUACAUGAACGUUUCAAUGAAGACAGUUGUGUACAUUGACCAGCUGGGGCAGCAGUUUCCGAUGGAUAAUUUCAUGAUCCUCCCAAAGUACAUACGAUACGUGCACAUUCCAAAAGAGCCAAAUAUUGACCUAAAUCUUGCAAACAAAAUAAGGCUCAAAAAAAGUUUACAAGCAUUUGCCGCGGGAAAUCAGUUGGUGCAAUACGCCGACUCCGCCAUAUUAUGACAGUUCGGAUGACACAAAGAAAACAAGAAGACGGCAAAAAGAGUGUCCUUGAUCAAAACAAAAACAUCCUUUGUGUUGGCAAAAAUAAAGAACGGAUGGUUU
Messenger RNA from Anopheles coustani, 548 nucleotides. RefSeq names its product U7 snRNA-associated Sm-like protein LSm10 (gene Lsm10). Lineage: Eukaryota; Metazoa; Arthropoda; Insecta; Diptera; Culicidae. Gene Ontology annotation, biological process: mRNA 3'-end processing by stem-loop binding and cleavage. The record is from RefSeq and is a predicted model, not a curated record. The transcript is spliced from 3 exons. Gene Ontology annotation, molecular function: histone pre-mRNA DCP binding; U7 snRNA binding. Gene Ontology annotation, cellular component: cytoplasmic U snRNP body; nuclear body. The coding region runs from base 63 to 446 and encodes 127 amino acids.